CUCGUCCGAGUCGUACAAGUGCUGUUUCGCAUCACUAAGCCAUCUCACCUGAUGCUCCUCCGCGGUUGGAGUAUCGACGUCGGGGUUUCGGCCAUUCUCGGCGUUGAAUUGGAGAGUGGAGAUGCCCCGAUCCGUCGACGGGCGCAACCCGGAGCAUUGCGUCCUCACACAACAUCCUCCGACCCUAGAACGUGGCGUUCGUGCAGCCUGCCUUGCCUUCCCGCCAUCCGCGCUGCGCGAUGGCCUUCGACGAGAGCUACGACGUGGUGGUGGUAGGCGGCGGCAACGCCGGGUUUUCGGCGGCGACGACGGCGGCGCAGGCCGGCGCGCGGGUGUGCCUGGUCGAGAAGGCGCCGGCCGACGACGCGGGCGGCAACACGUUCUACACGGCGGCCGCGUUCCGAUGCUGCUUCGACGGCCUGGCGGACCUGCUGCCGCAUCUGUACGCGGCCGACGGUACCAGGGGCCUGCCGCCAGAGCUUGUCGCUCGCAUCGAGAUGGCGCCCUACACGCGCGCCGAUUUCCACGCGGAUAUCCACCGCGUCACGAAAGGCAGGGCGGACCCUGUCCUCGCGAAGAUGCUCGUCGAUCACUCCCGCGAAGCGGUGCAAUGGUUGAUAGACAACGGCGCUAGGUUUGUGCUCUCCUUCAAUAGGCAGGCGUACUUGGUCGAUGGCAAGUAUAAAUUCUGGGGCGGAAUGGUUAUCAAUAUGGCCGGUCAAGGAAAGGAGCUGUUUGAGCUGCAUCUAGGCCUUGCAAAGAAACACGGAGUGUCGGUCUACUUCGGUUGUCCGGCCGUGGAUUUAAUCGCUGACGACACGACACGCGAGGUUCUCGGCGUUCGGGUCCUCAAGGACGGAAAAGUCGUGAAUAUUGGUGCCAGAGGCGGUGUCGUACUGGCGAGCGGGGGGUUCCAGGCCUCACCGGCACUGCGCGCUCAGUACCUGGGUCCGGGUUGGGACAAGGCCCACGUCCGCGGAUCUAAGUAUAACACGGGGGAUGACCAUAAGAUGGCCGUAAAGCUCGGGGCGAAGCAGGAGGGAAAUUAUUCGGGGUGUCACUCGGUCGCGUGGGACGGGAACUCUCCCCGGGCAUCUGGGGACCGUCUCCUCACGAAUCAGUACACCAAGUCCGGCUAUCCGCUCGGCGUCAUGGUGAACGUCGACGGGAAGCGCUUCGUGGACGAGGGCCUCGACCUACGGAAUUUCACGUACGCCGUCUUCGGGAAGGAGAUCCUUAAACAGCCCCAGAGCAUCGCGUUCCAGGUGUGGGACACCAACGGGAGCCGGUUCCUGCGGAAGGAGGAGUACGCCGACGACGUGACGACGAAUUUGAGGGCUGAGACGCUUGACGGGCUGGCGGACAUCCUGGUCAGGAAGGGACUGAGAGAUAAGAAGCGGUUCCUCUCGACGAUAUCGGACUUCAACGAGGCGUGCAAGAGCUUCCGGGCGGAGCAUCCCGAGAGGGCCUUCGACCCGUCCGUCCGGGACGGCCUGUCGACUCAGGGCGACGAGAAAUCCCUCGCUGUGGGCAAGACCAACUGGGCCGUACCGAUUGAGGACGGCCCCUUCCAGGCCGUCGAGGUCACCUGCGGCAUCACGUUCACGUUUGGUGGGCUCGCGGCUACCGCUGCCGCCGAGGUGAUCAGCGAGUAUACUGGGGCCAAGAUCGACGGCCUCUGGUGCGCGGGAGAGCUGCUCGGCGGCCUGUUCUGGGACAAUUACCCGGGAGGCAGCGGGUUGACUAUGGGCACCGUGAUGGGGAGGAUAGCGGGGAGGGAGGCCGCGAACAGGGCCGAGACCCGCCCUCCCGUCGAGCGAGGCAGCUCUUAGGUACUAUAGAGUCCGCGCGUCACGAAGAGGGGGUAGGGGCCAUGCCAUUAGGCAUAGGAGCCUCCUUUCAAAUUCUAGCCCAGUGGGCAUCCUGUGUCUUCGGGGUACUAUAGUAUCCAAGUUCAAUUGCUAGUCUUCUUUUCUAUUCAGGGGUCUUUCCGCCAGCGAUGUCGGCACCCUUGACUCAGCGUUGGGCUCCGAUAGGGACCGGACCAUUCAAAACCCUACCGAACUGCUAGAAAUUCUCCGUCCGGCACAUACCUAGGUGCUGGAAAUCAUGCUUGUGGCACGCUGUCGCG
Molecule: messenger RNA, 2131 nt
Organism: Durotheca rogersii
Lineage: Eukaryota; Fungi; Ascomycota; Sordariomycetes; Xylariales; Xylariaceae
Product: FAD/NAD(P)-binding domain-containing protein
Exons: 3
Coding region: 240-1832 (530 amino acids)
Source: RefSeq, a predicted model, not a curated record